CUGUCUGUUAAUCCACUUGUUGAGUAGAAGAGGAGGUCGAGGAGGAGGACACAAAGUUAAAGCUCCGCCAAAAGUCCAACAAUGGUGGAAACGGUCGGAUAAAAAAAGAAGCGGGUGUUAGUAAAAACAGAACCGGGCGGUUGAGCAUCAUGUCCGGCUUGAGGAGAGCCGGUAUCCUCGGAGCCUCCGUCGCUCUGGCGGGGGGAGUCGCCUAUCUUAUCUGGUCCUACAGGUCCUCCUCCGGGGAGAAGGAGACCCGAACACGGGCCGGAGAAGACAGUGGAAGUGGCCGAGUGGAAGCAGAGGGAAAUGCGGAGGAGAGGAGAGAAGAAGCCGUGGUUGCAGUGAAGGCUGUGACCGCCGCUGCUGCUCCGGUUGUAGCUGCUGAAGCUCCGAAAACAUCGGAGUCCAAGCCUGUAGAGUCAGCGGGGACACAGGUGCUGGUUCUGGGUCUGGAUGGAUCCGGUAAGACCAGCCUGCUGCACUGUUUGGCCACCGGGAGCCUGGAACAGGACAUGGAGCCCACGCAGGGCUUCAACGCCGUCUCCAUCAACAGGGAAGACCUGCACAUCGAGUUCCUAGAAAUUGGAGGUAAAGAGGAGCUUCGGCAGUACUGGCAGAAGUACAUGUCCAGGGCCCUGCUGCUGGUGUUCGUGGUCGACUCCUCCAGCCCACAGCUUUUCCCCGUCGCUAAGAAGCAUUUACAUGAGCUGCUGGCCUCCGACCCCCGGCUGCCUUUAAUGGUUCUGGCCAACAAACAGGAUGUCCCAGGAGCCUGCAGCAUUACUGACCUCCACGACGCUCUGUCCCUUUCCGAGGUCGGGGACCGCAGGUUGUUCCUCAUCGGUACACACAUGAAGAGGGGCGAGGCCGAACUCAGCUCCGGCGUCCAGGACGCUCGUGACCUGAUCAUCCAGAUGGUUUGUGACGACAGAUAAAACACUUCAUACUGUGUUUUUGAUUUAAAAAAAUGUAACAGGUUCUUUGCACCUUUCAAACUUUUCUCUGCACCGGUCCGGCUAAAAUAUUUAUUUAUGAGAAAAAUUGAAAUGUAUUUGUUUUGGUUUGGUGUAGUCAAGAUUGUAAAACUUAUAAAAGAUUCUGGAUGUUAAAGUGUAAAAAAUAGUUUUUGUUUCAUUUCAUUGUUACCAAAAGACCAGAUCUUAAUGAUUAUGAAAAUUGUUCUUAUUUUGUUAUCUUAAUGUAAAAUUGGUGCCUGCAGCACAAUCCUAACAACUCAAAUAUUAUCUUCACCAAAGAUUUAUUUUAUUUUCAAUCCAAGCAGGUGUUGAGUUUCAUCUAUAAAUAAAUGUUUCAUUUUACAAGACUGUUACUGAUACAGAAAAUGAUGAAACACAAGCGUCUUGUGAGGCUGCCUUAAGGGUUUAAUGCAGAUUGUCAGAUGGUUCAGAAUCACAGUGGAUUUAUUUCAGGCUGUAGAUUCACUCAGAGCCAUCUGUGAAGCUGCUGGCUGCAGCUUUAUCACCAGCGAUGAGAUAACAGUCUGUUAGCUGUACCGUUAGCUGUAACUGACAUGUAUUUUUUUUUAUAAUUUGGGCUGAAUCCUAAUUAUCUCUGUAUGUCAUGAACCACAGAAUAUAAAAUACCUCAACAAGGAGUACUUCACCUGUAAAAUGAUCAUUUGUACAUCACUUAUUCACUGCUUGAAUUAAACAUUGUUUUUCUGGCUCACCUCAACAAGGAAUGAAUAAUCCAAAAAUAUAUAAUAUUCUGGAUGAAUUGAUCUACUAAAACUACAUCAAAACAUCUGUUUACAAACUCUCUUAAAACUUGUGCAGAAUUAUCCAAGCCUCGUUUAUCCAGUUUAUUGCUCACUACUUCUCAAACAUGACAUUUUGUUUAAACUUUACAAUUUAAAACCCUUGCACAGCUGCUACUUGUUGGUAUAUUAAACUAUUAUUUAAAUAAUCAGGUUUCAGUGAAAAUGCAUGUGUUUUGAAAGUAGUGAGUACGACUGGAUAAAUGAGACUUAGAUAUUUUUAUAGAGUUCAUUUUUUGAUUCUCCGUUCACCGUGGAGACAUCCACGAAAAACAUAGUUUUCUUAACAAAUUCAUGGUAACAGAGUGAGUGAUUCAUAUACAAAUGAUCAUUUAUUUUACUAGGCAAUAUUUUUCAUGACAAUGAAGCCAUUAUAUAAACUUAAAAGCACAAAGUGAGGCUUUCAUCCCUUCUGAUAAAGAUCUGCUACAUUCACUUACUAUUUCAAAGAAAAUGAUAAAACUCAAGGUUGCUGUAUUCAGGUCAGUGAUGGUACAUCAUAUAAUUACAUGCUAUUUAAGUUUCAUUUUCAAACAGUGACCUCUUUCUGCCAUUUGGUGCCGCCAACAUGCACACAUAACUAUUACAGCUUUAAGAAAAAGAAGACAUUAAGCUUUCUGAUGUGCCGUUAAUAUUCAGACUUCAGCAGGACACCACAACUAUUUAACGUCUGAGUAAAACAGCUGUUGAUUAAAGCAGAUAGAGUGGAUUUUAAGAUCUCUUUGUGUUCAAUCAACAGCCAUUUUAUCAUCAUUUUAUUAUUGAAUGAUGAGAGACUUUGCCACAAAACCUUAACACUACCAGUAACUUUCUUACUGCAGUAAGUGCUGCUGUUGGUUUACGGCUUUAAAAGCAUUAUUACUUUUAUGACACAAGUGCAUACUAAGUAUCUUAAAAAGGGAAUUUACUUUAUCUUAAAAAUAACUCAAACUGUUUUUUUUGGCUCAGCUUUGUGUGUGUUUGAGUGUCUUUUGCUGUUCAGAGAGACGCAUACAACUGCUUUUUCCUUGAUGUUUUGUAUUAAUAUGGUUUUAUGUGGUCAAUAUGUUUAAUUCAGUGUCUGUUGACAUUCGUAUUAAUGGCAAAUUACAUUGUUGAUGUGUGCAAACUGCAAAGCCUUCAUGUGUACCAUGUUUGAAGAAUGUAAAGGUUUGAAAGAGCACAUUUUUAUAAACAAAUUCAUUCAAAUAUCCAAAGCAUUUUUCUUCUACCAAAACAUGUCCAACAUACAGUAUUACUGUAUUACUGUAAACAGUUUGUCCUAUACACAGUUUUAUUUCACACUUAAAUAAAUUGUUUCUUCUGAAA
Messenger RNA from Centropristis striata (black sea bass), 3088 nucleotides. It is a transcript of the gene arl9, whose product is annotated as ADP-ribosylation factor-like 9. Gene Ontology annotation, molecular function: GTP binding; GTPase activity. NCBI's taxonomy places the organism in Eukaryota, Metazoa, Chordata, Actinopteri, Perciformes, Serranidae. The coding region runs from base 150 to 938 and encodes 262 amino acids. The transcript is spliced from 4 exons. The record is from RefSeq and is a predicted model, not a curated record.